AUGCGUGUUGUUACCGUCCCCGCUCUCGAAGAUAACUACUCGUAUAUCAUCCUCGAUGAAAAGUCAUCAGAGGCCGCUGUGAUCGACCCCGUCGAGCCACAAAAGCUGAUGCAUAUCCUCCAGCACCUCGGCGCCAAACUCACCUCCGUCCUCUGCACACACCACCACUGGGACCACGCCGGCGGAAAUGUCGAACUCAUUGCCAAGAAGCCCGGUCUCGCCGUCUACGGUGCCGAUGCCCGUAUUCCCGAGAUCAACUAUGUCGUCAAGGACAGGGAAGAGUUCAAGAUCGGAAGUAUUACCAUCCAGGCCCUCUGGACCCACUGCCACACCAAGGGAUCCAUCAGCUACUAUGCCCGCGAUGGCAACGACCGGGCCGUCUUUACUGGCGACACCCUCUUCCUCAGCGGCUGCGGAAGGUUCUUUGAGGGAACGGCGGCAGACAUGUAUAACAGCUUGCUCCACAUCCUGGCCACUCUCCCCGUCGAGACCAAGGUCUACUGUGGCCACGAAUACACUCGCGCCAACCUCGAGUUUGCCCUCCAUGUCGAACCCGACAAUGCGCACGUCGUCCAAAAGCUGAGGUGGUGCAUAGACAAUAAUGUCACCAUCACCGUCCCCGGCACCAUUGGUGAGGAGUUGCUCUGCAAUCCCUUCCUCCGCGUCAAGUAA
This is a messenger RNA of Linnemannia hyalina, 672 nucleotides long. The record is from the annotation of a GenBank genome assembly. NCBI's taxonomy places the organism in Eukaryota, Fungi, Mortierellomycota, Mortierellomycetes, Mortierellales, Mortierellaceae.